CUGCAUUAGUCACUCGUUACCCUUGAUAGCCUCAGUUCGGUUUGUUCGCGCGGAGGAAAGCUUCGCGAAAUGUAAGUCAUUCCAGCCGCGGUUGAAGGUCUGCUACCUGCUUCUUCUGCUGUGUUUCAUCGCAAUUUUGUCUUUGGCCCCGGUCGAUUGCAGCUCAUUCAACGCCAACUCGCUCCGCGUUCGGUCCGGUCCGGUUCGUAGACAAACAACGAGGAAGUGAGCCAGUUAAUGUGAAAAUGAACUAAUUUCGCUAUUUUCCCGUUUCGGAACUGUAUCGUUUGUUGCGCCAGCCACGGCCAGUGCAGCGGCCCCUCGCAGAGAGUCUAGUGGAUUUGUGCGCACACAAUCGACAACCUGAUCCACUGUUGGUGAUAACGCAGGCCUCUGUAACGCGCUACUGUUGCUACUUUCAGUACACAGGGCAAGAGAGUUCUCCAGUUCUCGGACGUGGUCGCGUUUGUUCCGAGUUACUAGAUAUUCGUUCGUGACCGAAAAAGACAAACAUACAACAGAGUGACUGUAAGUGUUCGGUUGUUCUAUGGGGGUGUUCAUUUCUGUGUUAACUAUCCUACGAUGAGCUAUUAUGAGAACUUUUGUAUUGUGAGCAUCUACGUGCCUGUUUUUGAUAUAAAGUGUUCGGUUGUGUAAUGUGAUUUUAACAACGUUUACUACGGCACUCAAAGGAAUAUGCAAGAGAAAAGAAGCUAGCAACUAGCAACAACAAUAACAACGACUACAACUGCAAAAUAGUGCUGCUAAUUACUGCAAUACGAUAAUGAGCAAACCGGCGGGCAUUACGAUCAAGUCGAACCGCAUUUCACGCGACAGCGGCAUUUGUGUGGAAGACACCAGUCGAAGCAAAUCACCCCUGGGCCUGGGUGAGAGUGCGGUGAAAAGGCGUUUUCCGGCUGGUGGAGGCGGUGCAGUUGGAAAACCUGUCGGCCGCUCGUCGUACGUGCGGCGGUUGACGCAGCAUUUCGAAAAUUUGACCUGCCACGAUGAAAGUGACCGCAGCACACCGACCUCAACCACUUCAGAGGAGCGCUCGUCCGGGUCUUAUCAUUCCGACUGGAAUCUAAAUGUGACAACGAGGAGUGUGCGGGAGAAAACGGUGGUAGCGGAAGUUGAACAGCGAGUGCAAAGUGUAGAUGAGUGCGAUAAAAAAUCCGAUCCAAGAAUGGAUGACGCAGUGGAAGUGAUUGAACAUAUUUAUGAAGAAAUUUUAGGUGGCAAAAGUGAUUCCUCCAAAUUUAGUGUUAGACAGCAGAUGCACUUCACAUCGACCGUGGAGUUUGACGAUAUUGAUCGACCUGGGGUUCACCGGGAAGGCGAUACCGAGCCUGCAAACGUACACGGUAUCGAUAAGAUUACGAAGGCCACCCGCUUCAGCAGUCGGACAAGAGGCGCAGAUCUCGCACAGGAAGCUUCAGAGUCGCUUAUAGUGGCAGAGGCAAGAAAUGUGCUUCUAUCAAGUGAACCUGUUUACGAUGAUCACCACGGCUACUACGAUGAGGAUGACGACGAUUUCAGCGGAACGGAUUCUUUCGAUUCUUCCGACGACGACGACGACGACGACGACGGCGACGCCGACGAAGAACGUGCGAUCAUCGAAUCCAGGCCCGAUUCGAAUUCAUCUCUCAAAUCGGAACGCAUCACCAGCAUCAUGAAAGAGCUGCUGGAGAAUGAGGAAAAUUAUGUCCAAACACUUGCCAAAGGGAUUGAGGAUUACGUUAGGGUAAUGAGCCAGAAAGAUCUACCGUUAGGACUGCGAGGGCAGCGCUAUCACAUUUUCGGUAAUAUUGAAAACAUUUACGAGUUCCAUAAAGAAAAGUUCCUACCAAAGCUCCGGGAAAACCGCGCGAGUAUUCAGGGCAUCGCAGAAACCUUCAUACAAUUCAUCGAACAGGAUCGGUUCUAUUGCUACAUUCUGUUUGCCCUCAAUCGUCCAAAAUCGGAAAAGAUUUGCAAUAAAAACUUGGAAUUUUUCCAGGAACGCCAACACGAAGUUGGUGACAAAUUAGGACUGAACAGCUUUCUCCUGCAGCCGAUUCAACGAUUGCCGCGAUAUAAGCUAUUACUGGCGGAAAUUAAUAAGGAAGUGCUCAAGCUGAUAGCCGACUGUUUGCUCACAUCAGUGAAGGACGAAAUCGGUAUCCUCUGCAAGGCAGAAAAGCGCCUGGAACGGUUCAUUGAUGUUGUUAACGAGGCUAUGAGUAUCAACGAUAUUAAAGAGUGCUAUGACGAUGCAAAUUCGAUGCAAGCGGAACUGCUGAACCCAUUAUCAUUAGCUUUCAACAUCUUUAGUCAAAUCGUUGAACCAUGUCCGGUGUUAAUUCUCAGGGCUAGGAAAUGCAAAAACCCAGAGAAAAAUAAAGCAAUAAAUCUCUUUCAUAUGGGUAAAUUUCGCAAAAUGUUCGAAAUGGAUAUUUACGAUUGGGACCGAAGGCGGCGCUAUCCGAGCAAAAUAUUCUUCUUUGAGAAGUGCAUAAUCUACACGGAGAAGUUCAAGGAUUAUCUGGAAUACCGAGGUCACUAUAUCGACUCAGAGGUAGCGCUGUACAAUGAAGGCAAGUGUAAGGUUUGUGUGUUCGCUAGAAAGCGGGGAAUUCAAGAGGUGGAAAUAUCCGGCACCGAAACCGGACUGGUACAGCGAAUGGCCGGCUAUAUCGAGAACAUGAUGAGGGGUUUUGCCGUGCAAGAGCGUCAGCGAAUCAACGAUUCCAACAGCAAGAAAAGCUACCACGAGCUGCGAGUUCCCAGCGUGAAGACCAUCAAUCGGGGAAGUAUGGGCAGCACUAUGAGUACGAUUUCACUGGUCAGCAAUGCUAGUAGUCGUGACAGCUACGAAUCUACUUCUCAGACUACAUGGGACACUGAGAAGCCCGUCCAAAGUCUGAUAUCGGCGCAGAAGCACUUUUGUCAGAUCAUGCUAGCAAACCGGAAAUACUACUUCAACGACCUUCCCGAUGACCUUUCGAGAGGAAUUAGUCGAUUCAUACAGGUGUAUGACCAAAUUUUGGAAAUUCACGUUAAACGAAUCAACGAAGAUUUCACCUCAGCGGAUGCGGACAUCGAUAAGAUUUGCGAGUUGUUCAUCACGUACUUCCAGGAGGAUUUGUUUGAACCAUACAACACAUACUUGAUGCAUUUUAAGAAGGCCGCUGGAAUCAUGAAAAAUAUUCAUCGCGCAUCGCGUGCAUCUCUAACCGGAACAAUGGUUGCGCAAACCGUCGAAGACCUCACUUUUCUGGCCAUCGAUGUAUGGAAUAAAUAUCAUAACUUCUUUAAAACGGUAAUAGUGCGCAUGUCGGAUCAACUGAACGAAAACGUGGAUGGAAUCGAUAAGGACCUGUUUCGCAAACUUGCCUUCGUCGAGGUCCAGAUAAACAGCUUCCGCAAAACGUUGGUUCAAAACUAUCGACUGUUCAGUUUAGAUGAAAAUGUUUCCGCCCUCAGUCUCGGCCUGGUGGUGUAUUCCGAUCGGGUUCGGUAUGGAAAUGAGACGGUCAGUUCGCACAGAAUUUUGCUAUGCGAAAAGGGAGCUGUCUGCGUGAAGGUUCAAUUGGUCAAGGAAGCCGAACGGCAGAUGGAAAAAUAUACCCGCAUCGUGUUUGUGGACAGUUUUCGGCGAGGGGAGAUGCUGGCAAAGCAGAGCCGUAAAGCUGAUGUCAGGAUAAAUUUCGAAAUCAAUGGAUCGAAACAUCCGGUUGACUUCGGGAACAAAGCACACAAGGAUAAGUUCUACGGGAAUUACUGUAUGCAUUAUGACAAAUCUGCGAAGAAACGUUAGUAUAUUUAAUAGUUUUGAAUCGAGUGUUGCCAGUAGUAAAUAGGAAGACAAAACUGUAAUGCAUUUUUAUUAGUGACGAUUAAGUGGUUAAAAUGUUGGUUUGAUUUAUGUGACGAAUAAAAAACAGAAUGUAUUUUAUCUUA
This is a messenger RNA of Wyeomyia smithii (pitcher-plant mosquito), 3942 nucleotides long. RefSeq lists its product as uncharacterized. NCBI's taxonomy places the organism in Eukaryota, Metazoa, Arthropoda, Insecta, Diptera, Culicidae. Gene Ontology annotation, cellular component: cytoplasm. The coding region runs from base 785 to 3799 and encodes 1004 amino acids. The record is from RefSeq and is a predicted model, not a curated record. Gene Ontology annotation, biological process: axon guidance. The transcript is spliced from 11 exons. Gene Ontology annotation, molecular function: guanyl-nucleotide exchange factor activity.